UCUAUUCCGUCAGUUGAUAACAGGACCUGGAGUACACUAGACCCAACCUUACAUAUAUCCAUCUUAGAUACGCAAUAUUUGUUGCAGUUGUCUUUAUUACAAUACAAGGAAAUCGACUAGAAUCAUCAAAGACACAAUUCAAUCCAACCCAAUCAUGUAUUUCCUGAUCUUGUUCCUGAUUGGUUGCAUCAAAACAACAGAAUCCGCAGUUGCCAUUGGACUAUCCAGCGUUCAUCCAAGUUACCCUGGUUCUUGUAUUGAUGAUGUGACCGGAAACCCCCAUGCACUGGGCAGUAGCUGGCCUAUACCUGAUACUUGCGGUCAGCAGACCUGUAUUCUUAGAGGAGACACUCUCUAUAUAUCUUACGAAUCCUGCGGAUAUUCUCAGGCUUUCCCUCCUUGUUACACAGUACAGAAUAUGAGUCUGACCUACCCAGCUUGCUGCCCUAGGGUCAUCUGUGAACCUGUGGAGAAGAAUGAAAUUGAUAUCGACGACUACGGACACUAUGAGGACCCUGUACAAGACGGAGACCACCUGUACAUGAUGUCCAGCGACGACCAUCAUAUUGUUCAGUACGAUUCACACGUCUACGAUACCAUGGAUCUUCCUGCCGGAGCUAACCCUGAGGAUUAUAUGGUGGACUGGGAUACGCUCUUCCAAACAUUCGAUAAAUAGAUUCUUUAUCAAUCAUCAUCCAUUUUUCAUAAUUCAUUCUAUCCUACCUCCCCCACCUACAAGGAGAUUCAUUCUGGAAGAAACCCUGAAUAUUGUAAAAUAUUAUUAAAUACAAAUGUUGUACAAAGAUAAAUUUGUAAAUAUAUAAAUUAAUAAUUUUA
Molecule: messenger RNA, 837 nt
Organism: Eurytemora carolleeae
Lineage: Eukaryota; Metazoa; Arthropoda; Copepoda; Calanoida; Temoridae
Exons: 4
Coding region: 155-676 (173 amino acids)
Source: RefSeq, a predicted model, not a curated record